AUGGAUACAUUUUCGAACUCGACGACGAAAGGAGCCAACCCCCGGUGCGGUGAAACAAAUGAUGAAGGGACUACAAAGACAGAAAUUGUCAUACCUGUUAUAGGCCCGACCGGCUCUGGGAAAAGCACGUUCAUCAACGUUGCCUCUAGAGACGCAAACUUGAAAGAGGGCCAUGGCAUGCACCCUUGCACCACAGGGAUUUCCAGAGUUGUGAUCGACACCAUUCCUGACUGUCCCAAGCUGAAGAACUUCCGUUUGGUCCUUCUCGACACUCCCGGAUUUGAUAAUACUUUGGAGAAUGAUUUAGGAACUGCGAAGCUCAUCUCUGAUUGGAAGACUUGCCUCGGCCCGAACGUGAUAUUGGGUGGGGUUUUGUACCUACACGACAUAACGACCAAGCGCGUCACGAACGCCGCACUUCGAAACCUAGGCUUUUUUUCGCGGAUUUUCGGGCAUGACGCUAUCGGCAAGACGAUUUUGGUGACAACAAACUGGGGAGCAUCUGUCCUCGAGGCUUUUGAACGGCGCGAAAUGGAAAUGAAGAGCGAUCACUGGAAAGACCUUCUUGAGAAUGGGGCUGUAGUACACCGAUUCCACCCAGUCUCACUCUCAUCUGCCUGGGACAUCAUCGGCACCCUUCUGCAACGCUUUGACCCCCCCUGCUCGCAUGAUUUCCCCGUGAUAGACAUUGUCAUCCCUAUUUUGGGUCUAACUGGGUCGGGGAAAAGCACGUUGGGGACGUCCCGGAUGCAGUUCGUCAACGUCGCUCUCGGAAGAGACCAAGUGAAUGUUGGGCACAAGGCAAUCGUUUGUACUACCCAGCCUGACCGAGUGGUCGUCGACAGCAAACCCGGUUUGCCCAGCAUGAGCCUGAAGAAGGGUUAUCGAUUGGUUCUAGUCGACACCCCUGGCCUCGAUGAUACCGUGGGGUGUAGUAACGUCGAAAUCAUGCAACAGGUUAAGCAACUUGUCCCAGGUGCCCUCUACCUCUACGAUAUAUCGGUAAAGCGAUACGCCCACGGUGCUCGCCAGAGUCUAGAGUUGUUCUUGUCCCUCUGUUGCAGCGCCGGCAUCAGCAAGGCGAUUUUGGUAACCACGAACUGGGGAUCCGCAACCAUCGAAGAACUUGAGCAACGCGAAGAAUUCAUGAAGACAGAACACUGGAAAUCUAUCCUCGACCAGAAAAUUGAAACGCGGCGAUUCAUGGGGGACUCAGAAUCUGCCUGGGGCAUUAUCAACGCCCUUCUCCAAUGA
This is a messenger RNA of Cyclocybe aegerita, 1254 nucleotides long. Lineage: Eukaryota; Fungi; Basidiomycota; Agaricomycetes; Agaricales; Hemipholiotaceae. The record is from the annotation of a GenBank genome assembly.